Xenia sp. Carnegie-2017 is the source of this 2112-nucleotide messenger RNA. RefSeq lists its product as uncharacterized. The transcript has 2 exons. NCBI's taxonomy places the organism in Eukaryota, Metazoa, Cnidaria, Anthozoa, Malacalcyonacea, Xeniidae. Bases 4 to 1761 code for a protein of 585 amino acids. Gene Ontology annotation, molecular function: ubiquitin-protein transferase activity. The record is from RefSeq and is a predicted model, not a curated record.
CUGAUGAAAAUUGUAGGCAAUGAAUUAAAAGCCGUGUGGGGUAAAAAACUUCCGGUUGUUGUUCCAAAGACCUCCAAUUAUCGAAGCAUACUGGAUAAAGCUGUUGAAAAAUACAAAGCAUUUGAUCGAAAGUUUGAUGACACCCAAGAACAUAUAUUGGUUUAUGAAGAUGGAAGUCAUGCUCAGCUGAUGCCUGGAACGAAAGAUUUUUUCCAACUUGACAAUUAUAAAGUUGAGAUAGGAAAAGAUUUUAAAAGAAUUACCAUGUACCUUUGCACCUUGGAAGACCACAAUAUUUCCGAAGGUAUUUUUGACCAAUUCAACUCCCACAAAGAGGACAAACUUUUUGAUACUAUGUAUGAAGAAGAUGAGUUUUAUCAGCAGGAUUCGAUUCGUGAAUUGUGCAACACUGAAGAAUCAGAGAGGGUAUGUGAAGAUGCAAAAGUUGCCCAGAAACUGCAAUAUCAACUUGAUACAGAAGCUUAUGCAUCUCCUCUAUUCAUUCACAAGAAUCCAGAAGCAGUCAGCUCAGUUUAUGAAAAAAUACUAAAAGAUCCCGUAGAUGUUGUCAAAAAACUGGGUGACAAGGUAGAUGCUGAAUUGGACCAAUUUUUCUUGGUAGUACGAAGAGGAAUCAGCCUGACAAGAUUGUUAUCUUUGUGGCAAAGGGAAGCGAAGAAAACCCCUAUUACAAGAAUUUUUAGAGUUCGCAUUAUUGGAGAGGAUGGUAUUGAUUCUGGUGCAAUGGCCAAAGAAUUUUUAGAAAAAGCUACCAGAGAAAUAGAAAAAAUAAUGUUUCCAGAUGGUUUUCCAGUUGAUUCUACUCUACAUGUCCAGAAUAGCAAUUACCAUACUUGUGGAGAGAUAGCUGCAGUAUCCAUGGCUCAAGGGGGGCCACCUCCAUGUUUCCUUGAUGAAGCUACUUUCGAUAUGAUGGUUAAGGGUGUAGAUAUUCACAACAUCAAAGCAAGUGAUCUGUCACCAAAAGAGCAUCAGUUAAUAAAGCAAAUUGAAUCAUCAUGUGAAGACUAUGUUGAUACCAUUCUUGAGCAUGGUUAUACAGGUCCAGUGAAUAAACAAAACAUUGAAGCAAUUGUUGGUUCAAUCAAGGUUAGUCUCCUGAAUCGUAGAACUUUGUAUAUGAAUGAGUUUCUUGGUGGUAUGAAAGCAUAUGGGCUACCUGACUUAAUCAAGAAUGACCCUGAAGCUUGCAAGCCACUAUUUGUCAAUGGCAACUUCAAGAAAACUUUGGAACCUGAUGCCAAUUACUUACUCUCCAUUAUAAAUCCUAUGUACUCAGAAGACGGUUCUUCUAGAAAGAAAGUCGAAGAAUCUAUUAUAGACUUUUUCCAGGAUACUUUGUUGUCAUUUGAUGAUGGCCGUGUAUCUGGUUACAAAAGUGCAGUUGCGUGGAAUUAUGAUCAUGAAUUGGGCAACUUGUCAGCAAAUCAAACAAUCCCAGAGAUUGAAUCACUCCCCUCUACAGAUAAUUUUGAAUCACCUGAUUUGUCAGUUGCUGGUAUCAUGCAAUGGAUUACUGGCCAAUGGCACAAACCAGUUGGAGGAGAGAAAUUUGGUAUAACAGUUUUGUUUGACCAUGAGUGCAUGCAGCGUAACCCUCAGCACACUGUUUGUUUCCCAAGAGUUGGAGCAUGUGCCAAAGAAAUUACAUUUCCAACAUGUCACAUGCAAACAGAGAAAGAAUUCAUUGAUUUGUUUUUACUUGCUUACUGCAAGGGACAAGCAUUUGCAAAGCCUUAGCAUGACAUCUGUUGUGUAAAUCUGUUUCUUAAAUAAGUCUUAAAGUUGGCAUUGACUAUGAGUUCUUAUAUCUAUAAACACACAAUAAGACACAUAAAGUGAUAUUGUUUAAUAUACGUUUGAGCUGUUCUUUAAUUGUUUUCGCUAAUUGUAGCUUUCAUGUAAAUAAAUCUGCCUAACUAAAAAUACUUAAUCUCCAUAAGCACCUUUGGAGAUAGCGACAAUGUUUUCAAAAAGUUCCAGCGCUUCCUCCAAUUUUAGGAAUAUUAAAUCUUUAUCAACCAUUACAUAUUCAAUGUAUUCAAAAUACAAGUUAAAGGUCUCCGAUUCAAUUAGAUGAUUUCUUGCAUA